AUGCCCCUCCCUGGCACUUCUGGCCCUAGCAAUUGGCUGGCAAAGUACGUUGCCAUGGCCAAGGCCGAGAGCGACAAGCUCGAGGCGGCCAAGAAGAAGGCACAGCACGUCUGCCGCCGACUUCGAGGUCGGUCGUCGAGAGCCGCAAGUACAACGACCAGGGGAUCAAAUCGGGACCAUGCGAUCUCGCUUCCGGCCCGGCGUUCCUUUCCGAAGCAAUUGGCGGUGUCUGGUUCGGACCGAGAGACCUUUGAAUCCCUCCUGCUUCUUCUCGGUGCUGUGUCUACGGUCAACAAUUUCGAGACACGACCCACCGGCAUCUCCCUGCCCCCGAGCCAGUCGGGUGGUCGUGCGCCCCAGAUGUCGCCCGCAGUUGAGAUCAAAAAGCUUGCGUCCUGCGUUCAUAUCUUUGGGUGUGCUUCGGGCCCAGAGGGGCCUCGUCUACACCCUCACAGCUCGCCUCUUGUUGUCGCCAAGCUCCCGAUGCAGUCGGGCGUCCUCGUCGGCCAACAGCCUUACCCCCUGGUGCAGGCAGCAACCUUCGGGGAGAAGGUUGACGCGAUUGUCGAAGCUCUAAGCUUCAACAAGCUGCUCUGCAAGAGCGUGAUGGAGUCUGUGGAGCUCCAGGCCCGCGUUGCCGCCAAUCCCGCUUCGGAGCUGGUAAAGAAGAACGGCAACAUGAGGACCAACAAGAGGAAGGGAGACCUCCUCAGCGAGGUGGCCCAGAAGAACGGCACCGCCACGAAGGCCACGACAAAGGGCAAGAGGGCUGCCGACCACGACAAGAACGACCAGGAGAAUCCUCUUGCCGUGGGCUUGACCUCCAGAAUGAACCGCGCUCAUUGCCCGCCAGCUUCACUCUCCACUUCACCGAAGAAGUCCGCUGUCGAGUUGACCGUUGUACCGGGCGUCGAAUCCACACAGGCGGCCUGCGCCCCAGCGCCAGAUUCAGCAGACUGGCUCUCGCCCCGGUCGGGACGGGAGGGACGAGAGCCCUGUUGGAUAGCAGAGCUUCUACGAUAA
This is a messenger RNA of Diaporthe batatas, 1023 nucleotides long. RefSeq lists its product as uncharacterized. The transcript has a single exon. Bases 1 to 1023 code for a protein of 340 amino acids. NCBI's taxonomy places the organism in Eukaryota, Fungi, Ascomycota, Sordariomycetes, Diaporthales, Diaporthaceae. The record is from RefSeq and is a predicted model, not a curated record.